Haplochromis burtoni (Burton's mouthbrooder) is the source of this 6196-nucleotide messenger RNA. RefSeq names its product theg spermatid protein like (gene spmap2l). The transcript is spliced from 5 exons. The record is from RefSeq and is a predicted model, not a curated record. The coding region runs from base 2303 to 3103 and encodes 266 amino acids. Lineage: Eukaryota; Metazoa; Chordata; Actinopteri; Cichliformes; Cichlidae.
GGAGCACAUUUAUAUUUUGAAUCGAGCUCUCCAGAAUGCCACAGCAACAGUAGGCCUCCCAACUGACCUAGAAGUGUCCACUUUCCUUAUAACGUUCAGCUUCUGAAGUCUUGAGUGGGCCGGAUGGUUGAGUUAACCACACAGACUCCAGUUUCAGGGCGUCCUCAGGUGUGGAGCUGGUUGCUAAGGACUCCUGCUGUGGCUAUGGAGAGAGUAAUGUGACAUCAAGCUGACGCAUCCAGCUCACAGCAGCCGCAAGGGGAGAUGGUGUCUGGAAAACAAGGUAAAUUUAUCACUUCAUACAUGCAAAAUAGUCAUCAAAUAUUGGGGGGUAGCCUUAACUCAUUUUUUGCUUUUGUUUUUUAUUCUUGCAGCUGUUCAGUCCACAUUUGGUCCAUCACAGAGGUGAAAUGGUUUUGAUCUUUAUGCCUUUCUCAGAAAGUUAAUCAUUCUCAAUAGAUUUGGUGUGUUUGUGUAAAAUAUUGACCACUUUAAGGAGAUAUUGUGCGUUGCAACAUUCCUACCAACAGUCUGCCCCAGGGCAGCUGUGGCUACAACUGUAGCUUGCCUCCACCAGUGUGUGAAUGGGUGGAUGACUGGGUGUGUAAAGCGCUUUGGGGUCCCUAGGGGGGGACUAGUAAAAGCGCUAUACAAAUACAGGCCAUUUAACUAUAAACUCAGGAAUAAACAGCUGAAACAGCAUUUUCUUGCUCAAGAGUUUUCCACCAUAUCGGGUGUAACAAAAUGUAGGUUGUGAGGGGGAAAAAAUAUCCCCCGAUAGGUUGGCGAAGGGAAAUCGGUCGCAGAGACGAUACUUUUCCAAAAAAAAAAAUCUCUUUGUAAUUGCAUUGGUUGCUUGCAGAUUGCUGCAGUUGCCUAUAAUUUUCAUAGAAGAUACCAACUUGUCUGCAAACUGAGCAGUGGCACAACUUUACUGCAAAAUAAAAGUUAGUUUUUUAUGAAGUAGAAAGGUCUCUGUUUCCAGUUUCUGUGGUGUAUCACUAACACUCUGAGAGUAGUUGCAGGUAAAGUUGGUGUGUUCCAUACAAACUGUGGGCGACUGCUAAAAUGUUACUCGUGGACCAGUCAAGGCCUGUGUAGUUGGGGCCUUAUUCUAAACAUGGCGAGUGCUCAUGUGAGUACAAAACCUCAAUAGUAGCUAACAGUUUUAAAAAAACUCAGUGUUGAGAAUAAAAAAGCUUAAGGCAGGAAUGAAGUUAAAAGUAAUAAAAAGUCUGGAAGAAACAUUUAGCUUCAAGUCUGGCAAAGAAAUUUGAAACUUAAAUGUCAGCAAUAAACGGUUAAAACACCAAAACUCUUAACAGGUUAGAUAAAAUCAUGAUAAAACCAUCUAAUUAACAUAAAGUCAUUAAGAAAGAAUAGAAACAUUAAGCUAAAAGUCAGGAUUAAACCAUUUAAAGGAGCUAAAAGUGUAACCAGCUGAAACAAACAUAAUGAAUAAAUGGGGGAAAUAAUUUGCCUACAGUUUUAGAUUAAGGUUUUGAUGCUAAUAGUGAUGCAAGCUUAAAACCAACACCUGAAAAUUCAAAGCUAUGUUGUAAAAAUCCAUGUUUUAUAUAAUCAGUAACCUCUAGUAUGGAGUAUUUUUGGAACAUUGCAGAUAUUAAAGGGGUUAAAUGGAGGUGGUGGUGCAAAAUAGGAAACCACUGUCAUGAAAAUGAAUGACUCACGGUCAAACUCUGGCAUUCGCGUCUUUGCUUUUUGAUUGGUGGUAAAGAUUUAAAGUUGAAACAGAGAUUUAAAAAAAAUGAGCGAGACUGUUUGGGAGCCAAAAUAUGGAAAACCCUAAACAGAGAAGGGAAACUCGCUGAGCGAUUGCACAGCCCCGCUUUGGGCCCACAGUCCCUGAAAUACACUCGUAUUUAUUGCUAGUUUUUGCUGUUUUGUGAAUGCUGUGUCGUUUGACAGAAUCUUGGAGUUGGCUCAACACAAAACCUCAAAAACAGUCUGGGCCACGACUCCUUGGUGAGUAGCUGACUCACACGAGCAUCUUCCCCUUGAUUAAAACCGAAUUCUUUCUGCACACAGACUUUUUGUAACGCCACAAUGGCCGCUAUUCAUCACACGUCUGUUUUUAAAGCCCUAAACAUUUUGAGCAUACUUAGUUCUCUUCCAGCUGUUACAUCAUUUGAAAAUUGACUUAAAACUGACUCCCAAGAAUUCAGGAGCCUAUGUGGUCAGUGUUUCCUUCUUUUGAGUGCAAUUUCUCCAAAGUGCAUAAUUAAAGACAGAUGUCUGGCACCCACCGAAUGUGUGUUUAAAAGAGAAAAACAAUAGAGAAAUGAGAAGAAUUUAUGGUUUGUUGAUUGAAUGGAUCUUUUUUUUUUUCUUUGGGAAAAUAUUUAUUCUGCCUCUGCACAAAGAUGCUUAUCAUCACAGCUCCUUUUUGGAAACCUUUCCAUUGAUCAGUGAGAAGCUGAGCUGGGGCAACCAGGAGCCUGUAUGGCCCAUCUCCGCUUCAGCGCUCGGAGCCGCUCCAAGUGCAAGAAUCCAAUACCUAUCCAGGCACAAAAGAGAUUUCUCAGCAAGGGAGGACGACCGGAGGAAGGAGGAGGAGGCGACGGCGAGCCUCUUCAGGAAGACCCAGCGACCUUCCUCCAAGACGUCCCAGUACGAAAACACCCUGCGUUUGUCGACACCCAGAACCAGGACUCGAAGCUCCCAGGAUGCAGGGCCUCCUCACACGCCUCAGUGUGAAAAAAACUGUCCUGUGUGGCACACCGAUCUCAGGGUGAAAAGUGCCGUGAUCACACCUCGACUGCUGCAGCUUUCCAAACCCAAACUCGCACAUCCGGACUUCCAGAGGAGCAGGGAGAGCGUCGCUUCCAUCGUCUCUCUCUCAUCCAGAAAAGCUCGCAUCUCGCAGAGACUCGUCCAGCUGUCGCUGCCCAGACUGAAGGAGAGCAACAUCUGCUGCACACUUGGACGUCCAGAGGAAUCCAUCCGGACUGUUUCAAGAGCAGCGAGGAGAGCCACAGCGAGCGCUCGCAUUGAGAUGCUGGCAGAACCAAAGCAGCUUUCCAAGGACUACAUCCCACCACGAGACCCAGAGUGGAGCCGGAAAAACGCCCAGUCCAUCUGAGUGCGCGUCGCCAUCGAGUCGGUGUUUCACCAGACUGAACUCUUUGUGUUUUCCACCCCAGACUAAAGCAGAAACAUUUAAAGGUCAAAAUUCAGAUCCUGUAUUCGUGUUUCUGUGCUUUAUUUACAUUCACAGCCUCUUUAAUGGUAAUUAUGACAGUUAUUUCGAGCGAGUUAUCACAGCUUGUGAACAGAAAAAGUAGUACCAAGAAUGAACCCUCGACUUACUGUGAAAUUAAUGACGAGCCAGAGAGAUCCAACAGGGAAACACUGGAGUGACUGUCUCUGUGUAGCUCUGUCAUCAUCAUCAUCAGCAUGUCUAUGAAAUCUUAAAUGAGUUAGCGUUGGACUGGAUAUGGCUGACAUGAUAUAUUGCUGGUUUAAAUCUCUGAUGCCUUGGCAGAUUGAGGGAGUAAUGUUAAGAAUAAAAACAUGUCUGUGGCUCUCUCUGUCUACAGUCUGCAGCUUUUGUCUGAGCCUUGGCACGAUACUGCGAUCCACGUGGUUUUUGCCUUUGCAGCCGAGCAGGCUUCUGCAUUUUAUUACAACCAUGUGUGUAUGAAUCUAUAAACACUCUCAGAGUCAUGUCACAAAUCUCUGGAUUUUUUUUUUCAGGGUAAAGUAGAAGCUAUUCAGAAGCUGCUCCUAUGUCAAAGGUCAUGACUUUGACAUAGGGUGCCGGGACAUCAUCAUGAAAAUCCUGCUGUUAUCUCAUUUACAGCACUGGCUGCUGUAACUAAGCGCUUUGUAAAAAAUUGCUCAUCCAUUAUUCUAGAGUGAACCUACAACCCACUGUGAGGCUAAUCAGGGAUUAGCCGGCUGCAAUCACGACAUCCAACCGUGAGGUGUAAAGAAGGCAGAGGAGGUGGCGAGGAUGGAGGCAAAGCAAAGCAAAUAAUAAAAAGUAGAAAUCCUGUUAGCUGAGAAAACGUUCUCAGAGGUGGGAAUUUGACUGAGAUGCAAGAGGAGUCAAAAAAUUGUUUAGUUUCUCCAUUUAUGCUUUGCAUUUAACAUGCUUUUAAACAGUUCCCCCUUAAUUUACCUUAAACAUUUAUUCAUGAGAGUAAAGCAAAAAAUAAGAAUUUCCACCUCUGCAACUGUUUACAUUGUUGUUUAGAUCCACAUCUGUCCUGAUAUGACCUUUGACAUUUCAGAUACAAAAAGGACUUGCUUUAUUAUCUUGUCAUAUUAGACACCCAAAGACAGUUUUUGGGAUCGUGCUGAAAAAUGAAGCUGUAGUCAAUCGGAUGCUUUCCAGACGAUAUUGCACGGUGGAUUAGAAUACGGUGAUAAUUUCCCGCAUUUACAAUUCAAUCGCUUUUGACAUGAAUCCCAACACCACUGGCUGAAAUGCAGCCCAAACCACAAUAGAGCCACCACCAUGUUUUACAAAUGGCUGUAGAGACUCACUGUUGUACCUCUCCUCCUGACCUCCUCCGUGCAAGGAAAUACUGCUGAUGAUUUAAAUCAAAAACUUUUAAUCUGGACUCCAUGAGUCCUGAUUUCAUUCCAGCUCUUGUGUAAUUUGGCAAAAACCUUUUCUCCCUGUUUCCCUCCCAUAAGGAUGUCUUCUUUCAGGCUUUAACCCUCACCCUGAAACUAUUUCUGCUGAGGCUUCAGUGAACAGUAGAUGAAUCAACUGAAGGAUCCCAGGACUGACCUGAAAAUGGGUGGAAAAAAACAGCAAAAGCCAGAGAAAAAAACUUUCUGAAAAAGUAGCAGCGAAAGCUUCAGUAAAAAGACUGCAACUGGCUGAGGCGGGUACAUUUUGCUCUCCUGAGUUGAACUAUCAUGCGAGUUGUACCGUGAUUCCAGGUUAACAAUAGUGUGCUCAAAGUAGCAAGUGUAAAUAUGCAAAUCUUUGAGACUAAACAAGAAAUAUUGAUAGCACGUCAGGUCCUGAAGGGUGUGAGCAUUUCUUUACUCCUCUUUUUUUUACAGCUUAUAAACGGAGCCGUUUUAAAUAAAAUGAUGAGUCCAUUUAUUUUAUGUCCACGCCCACGUUUGUUUUGCCGCCGGGACUUUGUUUCUGUGUCUUUGCUGUCUUUGCGUUUCACUUCACUUUUAUCUCUCACAUGUGUGUUUUGCCAGCAGCCUGACACAGGAUGUUUUGCUGCUGUAUGGCGAGUCCACACCUUCUGCUAAAUACAGGAAGCAGUUAAAGUGAGAUGUUCUUAGGGUGAUGAUGCAGUCACUCGUGGCACAAUGUUCAUGUUAUAAAACCGUCCUGUUUUAGACCCGAGUUUAAAACUAAUAUUUACCAGUCCGGUUAUGAAGAUCCUUCAGAAUUACCACAGAUAAAUCGUAGUAUUUAAGAAUUCAUUUAUCUCUUUCAUUCCUGUUUGCAUGGCAUUGCUCUGCAAACAACUGUGUCAGGGUGGAGUUACAGGGACUUUCUACAAACAAAAUCCCUUUGGUAAAUAUUUCCCAGAGCAGUGAGAACCUGGCAACCACAGCAGCAGCUCUGCCUGCUGCUUCUGUGGUUUUGAACUAAUACAUCUGCUGGACUUCAGUCUGCAAACUCUGUUAAUCAACCACCAUUUAUAUGCAUAUAAGUUGAGGUAAAAGCAGAACUUCUAUAUGAGUUCACUUUGGGUUAUUUCUUUUGAGUAAAUGUUCCAGAACUGGACAAAACAGAAAAGUGAAAAAUGGUCAGGAGGAGGAAAGGAUGCCAGAGUGUAAAUCCCAAGUGCCUGAACGUGUGUCAUAAGUCCAAGGAGGUUCAAAUUUUAGUUUGGAAAGCGGGUUAGAGGUCUGUCUGCGGGCCUAUAAGUGUCUACACAGGAUUGUGUACUUCCUUUAAUAUCCCCAAGCAGAUCAGAGGUGGUUUGCCGUUAGUGUAGAUGUCUUUUUGCAAUCAUGUAACAUUGGUCAGCACUCCAAAAUGCAUUUUAAAUAUCUGUACUCAGUGUUGUUGUUGUUUUUUAGCUUUAUAGCCAUUUAAUAGGACAAAUCUUUACAAAUAUAAGUGCUGAUCUCUCUGUGAUGUGUUGACUUUUAAUAUGUGGGUGAAAUUUCUGAGUAAGGGAGUGGUGCUGGACUUAUUAGAAAAUGAGGAGUGUUCUUUCAGAAAGAACUUUGCUAUUAAUAGCGC